UCAAUAUGGAAUAAUUAUUGUAUAUUAAAAUUUGAUACAAAUGCUCAUUAAAGGAUAGGAUAGUAAUCACUAAAUUUAAAUAAAUACUUUAAAUUUACAAAAUUAUUAUUCUAAUUAAACAUACUUUGAUACUUUUUCAAACUCAUUGAUCCUAUUUAAUGUAGUUGGUAUGCUAUAA
Messenger RNA from Tetrahymena thermophila SB210, 178 nucleotides. RefSeq lists its product as hypothetical. The record is from RefSeq and is a predicted model, not a curated record. The annotation marks the transcript as partial. Lineage: Eukaryota; Ciliophora; Oligohymenophorea; Hymenostomatida; Tetrahymenidae. The transcript has a single exon.